CGAAUUUCUUGCAAUAAAUUAAAGAAAUGACCCAAAAGCCCUGGCAAAGCGAUGAAUUCAUGCUCUUCGAGGAUCGCACCCUCAUCAAGUGCAACUUCUUCAAGAAGGCGAAUUUCACGGUUACCCUCGCUCCCGGCUACCAGGGCAUUCCAGAAAACCUUCUAAUCAAUCUCGUAAUGUGGGUGAGCCUCAUCACGCUGUACAGUGUUCUCAAUAGAACGGCUAAGAACUACAGCAGAAUGGCGCUGCUCCACAAUCGAGACGACCAGAAGUGGUCCCAGCUCAUUUACGGAAAUCGAACAGAACUCGAAGCGGACGAAAGCCUUGAAUCCCUUGAGACUGUAAUACGGCACGAGACAGGAUUCCUCAGCUGGGUUUGGUCAAUCUUCCUGAUAAAGGACCGGCACGUGUUGAAAAAGAACGGUCCGGACGCAGUGCAGUACCUGACCUUCCAGAGACACAUCAUUGUCUUCGUGCUCAUCGUGUGCCUCUGCUGCGUGGGGAUCAUCCUGCCCAUCCAUGUAUUCGGAGACAUCGAAGGAGACGCGCGGAAGUUCGUCCAUACCACCCUCAACAACAUGGACCCGAAGGCAGCAAGUUUGUGGGUCCAUGUGGUUUUCGCCUUCCUAUUCCUGCCGCUGGGCGUGAUGUUUAUGCGACACUUCUCAGCCAAACUCCACAUACAUCCGGAAGAGAGCAGGGUCAGCCGGACUCUCAUGAUCGUCGGAGUGCCCCGGAAGAACUGCAACGGCCAGAUGUUCCGCCAGCACUUUAGCGAGGCCUAUCCCGACUGCCUCAUCCAGGACAUUCAGUUCGCCUACGACAUAAGGGAGCUGGUUGUCCUCGAUAGCAACAGGGAGGUGUCGACCCAGGCCAGAAUGUGGUGUGAAAAUCAAAUCAACAGCACCGGCGAGCGGCCCAAGAUGAGGCCCUAUCAGUUUAGCAGGCUCUGGGUAUUCGGCGAUGCGUGUGGCUGUAAACGGGUGGACGCUCUCGACUACUACCUAAGAGAAGAGUCGGACUAUCUGAGGGAGGUGGAGUUGGAGCGCGAAAAGGCACUCGGGAGGCCAGUGGGCUUUGUCUUUGUCACCUUCGAAAGCGAGGAAAUGGCCAUGAUGGUCUGCAAGGACCACAGAACCCAGUGCCAAUGCUACUCUCCAAACUCCAUGCCGACGUCCAGCAUGACCAAGGACCUUCGUCCCAAUACUUGGAAGGUCACAUUUGCACCUCCGCCCAGCGACAUCUUUUGGGAAAAUCUGUCCGUUGGCAAGUGGGCCUGGUACAUCCGCUCGUUCGUCAUCAACUUCGUGCUUUUCCUCAUUCUGUUCUUUCUCACAACUCCCUUCAUCAUCGUGUCCAACCUCGACCGCAUCUUUCGGUCUGCGCAGCCAAUGAAUCCAUUUUUCUCCAAGUUCCUGCCGACCAUGAUGCUCUGGCUGGUGGCUGCUGCGAUGCCCGCUAUGGUCACCAUGUCUGACGUUUUCAUAGCACACUGGACCAGGUCAUCAAGAAACCACUCCGUUAUGAGGAAGAUAUUUUUGUUUCUUCUGUUCAUGGUCCUUAUUCUACCUUCGUUAGGCCUAACAAGUGCUGAGGCAUUCGUCAACUGGGCAUUUAGACCGAGCAAUCAGACCGAAUUUUGGAAGUGCCUCUUUCUCCCAGACAGCGGCGCCUUCUUCAUAAAUUACGUAGUCACCUCCUCGUUCGUUGGCACCACAAUGGAGCUCAUUCGCUUCCCACAGCUAUGCCUCUUUAUCCUGUACACCUUCAUGUCACGGUCGAAAGCAGAGACGUUCGCUGUUCAAAGAGCGUCUCUGUUCGAAUUCCAUUUCGGCGUCCACUACGCCUGGUACCUACUCAUUUUUGCGAUCAUCAUGGUCUACAGUUUGUCCUGUCCUCUCAUCGUACCUUUCGGUCUGGUAUACCUUUGCUUCAAGCACAGCGUAGACCGCUACAACAUCUACUUCGUAUACAGCCCUUCCAAAACGAACAAAUACAUCCAUGCGACAGCCAUAGACUUCGUAAUCUUGUCGCUGAUCUUGCUCCAGCUCACGCUCUUCAUAUUCUUCUUCCUCAGAGCAGGAAGUAGCAACGUAACCCUGGUGACCUGCAUCAUCUUCCUCAUGUCCUUCAUCAUGUUCCUGGGCCACGCCAUGAUGAAGUGCUUCCGCGACUUUGGCCCGAUUAAAUACGUGGCGGCCAAGCGGAAGAUGUACGGACAGCGGCCGAGCCCGCGCAAGAUGUCCACGGUCACCGUGGCCCCCAGGUCCGCCAUCAAGAAAAAGCGCCACGUAUCCAUCUCGCGGGCGCCCAAUCUGUCCCCGCUGCUGAACGACGUGGAGACGCAGGGUCAACAGACACCGACGCAAUAAAUACGAAUGCACACACACUCUUAAA
Molecule: messenger RNA, 2397 nt
Organism: Ixodes scapularis (black-legged tick)
Lineage: Eukaryota; Metazoa; Arthropoda; Arachnida; Ixodida; Ixodidae
Gene: Tmem63
Product: calcium permeable stress-gated cation channel 1
Exons: 21
Coding region: 27-2372 (781 amino acids)
Cellular component (GO): plasma membrane
Molecular function (GO): calcium-activated cation channel activity
Source: RefSeq, a predicted model, not a curated record